Bombina bombina (fire-bellied toad) is the source of this 1861-nucleotide messenger RNA. RefSeq names its product microtubule associated protein 6 (gene MAP6). Gene Ontology annotation, molecular function: microtubule binding; calmodulin binding. Gene Ontology annotation, cellular component: cis-Golgi network; microtubule; Golgi-associated vesicle. Lineage: Eukaryota; Metazoa; Chordata; Amphibia; Anura; Bombinatoridae. Gene Ontology annotation, biological process: microtubule cytoskeleton organization; cytoskeleton-dependent intracellular transport; regulation of microtubule cytoskeleton organization. The coding region runs from base 435 to 1598 and encodes 387 amino acids. The record is from RefSeq and is a predicted model, not a curated record. The transcript is spliced from 3 exons.
AAGGUCUGUGCCAGCCUGGCACUGUAUCUGCAUCGUGACAAAUUGUAGGUUGCAGUUAUCUUCUAGCUCUGUAAACUAGAUAGAAGAUCACAAGCAUGAUGCAUUAAGGAAUAUAUUGGAUUCCUUCCUCUUAUAUAUAAAUCCUUUGCAGAAUAGGGAUUUUUCGUUCUGCAGUGGUGCUGCUAACUGCAUUAAACAAGGAUCCUGGAGUAUUCUUUUUACAACAUGACUUAGAUAAACUGCAGCAGAUUGUUGGGAAUUUAUGUGAAGGGACAGUAUUUUUUUUUUGUAAACAAGUGGCAUCCAGUUUUCUAUUUGAAUAAACAAAUCAAGAUAAAUAUCUAGCACAAGCCUUUGUGGAUCUCAGUUGACAAGUGUGAGGAAGGGUGGUGUGAGUUGUAUUGGAGGCAGGGUUUGGUAGCAGGGUGUAGAGCAUGGCAUGGCCGUGUAUCACUAGGGCUUGCUGCAUUGCCCGUUUCUGGAAUCAGCUGGACAAGGGUGACAUUGCAGUGCCUUUGGUAUUUACCAAGUACUCAGAGGUUACUGAUGGGGGUCCGCAGUAUGCCUAUCUGCUGCAACCACAAGCACGUCCCAGCUCUGCCAACCUUGAGAGGCAACCAUCUGCAAUAGAAGAGCAUGGAGGCCACACCAAAGACUUGCCCCAACAGUCUGGGGCUGUGAGUGAUAAAGACCAUUCUGGCUCUGUCAUGCAGCAGGACUAUAGGGCCUGGCACAUAAAGCCAGAGGCCAGCUGCAAGCCUAAGAGUGAGUACCACCCAUCAGAAACACCCUUCCAAAGGGAAACUCAGUAUCAGAAGGACUACAAACCUUGGCCCAUUCCAAAGCGUGGAGACCACCCAUGGAUAACUAAACCUGCUGCAGGCCUCGCUGCCCCUACAGCCUCCAGCGAGGCCAAGAGAAAGAGGGCACCUACACCCAAACCUGAUACUACACCCAAACCUGAUAAAAGACACGAUGAGCCCCCCAAAGCAGACACCAUAGAACAAGUCAAGGCACCCGUGUUAUCUGAAGUGCUGCAUACUGCUGGGGACAGCCAGGAAAAGAAAGGGAGACCUGCAGCUGGACUUUCCUCCACAGAGGGUUUGAGGGGCAGGGAUGCUGCAGAUAUUUUCAACAGGCAUAUCAAAGAAGAAGGACUUGGGACCUCAUAUAGAAAUGAGUUCAAGCCCUGGACUGAUAUAAAACCAGUGAAGCCCAUUAAGGCUAAGUCCCAGUAUAAGCCCCCAGAGGACAAAGUUUCUCAUGAGACCAGUUAUAAGGCUACGUAUAAGGGUGAAAUCAACCUACCCACUGCAGGUGACAACAAGCUGACCGAACGUAGAAGAAUACGCAGUCUGUACAGUGAACCUCACAAAGAGUCCUCAAAGGUGGAAAAGCCUAGUGUUCAGACUUCCAAACCAAAAAAGAUAACCGCAAGCCAUAAACCAUUGAAAAAGGCCAAAGACAAGACCACCGUUCCUGGCCGGGUUUCAAAGAAGAAGGGUCCUGAGACAACAACCCCGACCGCGAGUACAAAACCAGAGGACAAAGAAAAGAGCAAAGAGAUGAACAAUAAACUGGCUGAAGCAAAAGAGUAAUUUAAUAGCACUUACACUGUUUAUUUUAUAUUCUGAAGGCCACAAAAUGCAUUAGAGACUUUGAUCUGCUUUGAUUGUGAUCUAGAGUAUAUAUCUUUUUUCUCUCAGAGUAGACAUCAUAACUUAGAUAUCUACACAGGUUUCCCCGAAUAUAUCUCACAUAUAAAUUAUUUCAUGCUUCAGUGCUAUAUAUAUAUAUAUGUAUAUUUAUUUGUGUUUAGUGUUAUUUGUUUGGUCAGAAAAUAAAUAUCUGAAAUCCAGAA